AAGUCUAACAAAGCAUAACUCCAUGUUGAAUUCUCACUUCUAGUUGGCAUCGAUGCUAUAUUACUUUCAUGUCGGUUUACUAUAACUUGUUAUGCAAUAACUUUAAAGAGGUAAAUAGAAGUCAUUGGUGGACGAUUGUGUUCUUGUAAAAGAAGGUGCUGUUCUCGUUAUCCGAUCGAAUCGACCUUUGUUAUCAAGGCAGAUAAUCAAUCAAGAAUGAUGAUCCUAUUUCUGUAAUGAACGCUUCAAGAGGAUCCAGCAGUAAUACAUUUCGAUGCGACCGGAAGGAAAGGCGUUUCAGGAUAAUGAUAUAUAUUUCAUGAUAUACUUAGUGUUGCCGUGGUUACUCAACGAAAUGCUCAUCUUCUACGCACUCUGAGCUAAAACCUACAGUCUGUUUCUUCGUACAUUGACAAAGCGAAAGUUUGCUUUAUUGUGGAAUUGAAUGGCGAACACAGCUAACUAAAAUCUUGUUGUGAAACUUAAAUAUCAUUGCGGAUUUCAUAUCUAAAGAUUAUAAGUAUCAGUAUUGGUAAGAUAAUACAUGGAAAUUCUCUAGUUAAUAUGCACUAUAAUAUUAUGUUUUCAACACUGGUCGAAAAUGAAAAGGACUACGCUCGACCAUUGAGGAUGAAUUCGUCAGGUGACACAUUGAGUCUGUACCAGAUGAGAUGUUAUUCGGUACUUCAUCCACUCAGUUCUUACCUCACCCUUCAGCUAUCCUUUGACUGUUAAUUUCAAUGUUUUUUUUAUCGGAGCCGAGUGGUUCUCGGAUUAGAAAGAACUGCAGGAAUCAGCGAUCAUAGAUCUAGAGAAUCGCUGAGAAGUUGGUUUGGAGACGCCCCCGUACCCCAAUUAAGGCAUUGGCAACGAAUACCUUCAUACCCCAUGUGUAUUCUGCUCCAAUGAUCCGGAUUAAAUCAUUGUGAAUCGACUUUGUAACCUGUAUUACCUUACAUUGUUCAUAGAGAAGGCCAUUCAGUGAUGUAUUUAAAUGCAGCAGUCCAAAUGGACUGGUAUAUUCAACUUUGGAAACCUGGUAUUAUGCAAUAACCCUCUGCAUACAAAGAACGAAAGAAAAUACAACCAUAACCGACGACAAUGCCUGAUAUUUAAUAGGACGAGAUUCGAAAGAGAAACUCUUACAAAGAUAGUAAUAACCAAGACGAAACGAUCAGUUUGGUGUUUGUAUGUUCCAGUUGAAAACAAUCUACAACUUGAGGUGGUAACUUCAUACUCAAGUUAAACUGUACUGGAACCAAUCUUCACCUGCCAUCAUCAUCGACAAUUUGAUUACAUGUAUCAAUAGAAAGACAAAAGAAAAGACAAGUGAGAGGGUUAUUCUUUACUGCGACUAAAAUCAUUGAGAAUGCUGAAUAUAUUCUAGAGAACUAUGUUCAUGAUUAUCAACCAAAGCUGGAAAAUCUUUUAAUCUUUUUAUGUGGAACGAAAUUUAGAAGAACUUCAAUUUUGUGAAUUUCGUUUAGAUCUGAUGGCUUCAUGGAUGAUCUCAUAUGGCAAUUCGAUAAUUAGAAACAAAUGUUGCAUGAUUGUAUGGCCUUCAUUAGGAGACCUUUGAUAUUGAUUAAUGAGGAUAACAUGUCAUCUUUCGAUUGGUUUCAUGGAUCAAUAAAUGUUCACCUGGAUAUAAAACGCAUCCUUUAUCAUGGUAAUAAUUGCUGAAAGAGGAAAGUUUAUCGACAAAGGCACUUGAUGAUCCUUUGUUAACUUCGACACAAGAAAUAACCAGUUAAUAUACAAGAUCCUGAGGCUCUCGAUGAAGAGUCAAUAACAAUAGCCUUCAUUUCAUAUUCGCAGUAAAAUACGAAUUUCUCUACAAUAACAAUUGUUUGAAUACUUUCAUAAUAUGUGCAUACUUAAUUGUAAUUUCUUCUGUCUUUGUUUGUUGUUGACACCUUAAUGACUUGAAUUUACCAAAUGACGUUCCUGACGAAUCUUCGAAACCGUGGGCCUAUAGGAUAUACAUGUUUUAAUUUUUGUACAAACUGAAAUCUCACAUCCCAUAAUGUCGACGAAGAACAGAAGAAACGCUCCGAAGUCACCACAUACGAUCAAUGCAGCUCGUGAAAACACACUCGACCACCAAGUCACUCACCACAGCGCCGGUGGUACUUACCGACGUCAUGUUAUAUAUCCGGACCUCCCGUUGUCUCUGGACGAAAUCUAUGACCGCGCCACCCGUUACACCAGUAAGUUCCUGGCACGGCCUAUCAUAUUCUACGACGACGACGAUGAUGAUCUCGGUGCCUCGAUUAGGAAUAAACGUGGUUCGGGUGACAGGAGAAUGACGAUUGCAUUAAGUAGUAGUCGUGCCGGUAAUCGGAAGUCCUUGCUUGCUCCUGAUACUAGUCGAAGGGGAACUAUUGCUGGUGGUGCUGGGUUGGCCUUGGGUUCGAUUGACUUUCGGAGGUUCGGUACCCUAGGGGAAAGAGAUGAUGCUGGUAUUGAUGAAGCUGCAUCCAUAGCUGCCAGUGUGAUUGGAUCACAAGAAGGUAGAAAACAGAAGGUGGUCAUCUGGCCUGAAUGGAGUGAUACUGAUGUCAAUGGAGAAAAAUGGGAUGCCCCACACAAACCCAAGGAGAAGGACAAGGGCAAGAGCCCAAGCAGCAUGCAACACUUCUUUGAUGAUCCGGAGGGAAGGAUAGACCUUCCUGGCAAUCUGAGACAUCGUGUAGAUCAUUGGAGAAGACCACAGGACUUCAUCACUGACAAGACACCAGUAGUCUAUGAUCCAGACAGCAAUCAGGACAUUGAUCUUCUCACUAACAAUGAACACCUUGAUGAGUGUGAGACAUUACGCUGGAUCACCAGUCAGAUCACCAACCUGUGGCACUCUACAGCUACGCCCAUCACCGAACCUCAUGAGGGAGCCACCAUAGCAGGGGGUAAGAUGCACCCCUGGAGGCCAUGGGACCACAUCUACGCCCUCUGUAAAGUAGGCAAGGCACCCCAUCUACAUGUACCCCUCUACAAUGCCCAUGGCAAAUACAUCAUCAGAAUAUACUGGAUGGGAACAUGGAGGAAAGUGACGGUCGAUGAUACCGUCCCGUUUGAUGACAAUGGCAAGAUGCUUCUACCCUGCUCCAGGUUGACCCAUGAACUUUGGCCUAUGCUCCUUACCAAAGCUCUCAUAAAAGUCUUCUCAUUAGAUUACUCAACUGGAAACAGCAGCUGUGAGUUUGGUGACGUGACUGUGAUUCAGACGUUGACUGGAUGGCUACCUGAAACAAUACCUCUACAGUAUGGUCAUUUAGACAAGGUGUGGGAGCUGAUGAAGAAGCUCCUUCCAGAGUUCAAGCUCCCUGAGCUGGAUCCUCCCCCAUCGGAGGAGCUACCUCCUGAAGAGGCUCCUAAGAAGGAGAAGAUGGGAGAUGAGAUGUCUGUGGUUACCAGGGAGUCUAACAAAGAUGGCAAAGGAGGCAAAGGAUUUGAUGGAAGAUCUGAAAAGGGAGACAAGGACUUUAGAGUCGGUCAUAAAGAGGACGUCAAAGAGGGAAAGAAAGACAAGAAGGACAAGAAAGAUGACAAAGACAAAGACAAACAUAAAGACCAGUCAAUGCCGAUGGUUCCAGAGAGCCCUCAAGUGACCCUGUUUGCCAGCUAUGUACACCCUCCUAAGGUACCACUCAGGAUCUCGGUGCUUGGAGAAAUGGCUGAUGCAUCAGAGAGGCUUCGUCAGAAUGGUCUUUCCCAUGUUUAUCCUCACCCUCUUAUGCUGACCCAGACCAGAUCUUGCCCCUUGGUAGCCCCACCACCACCCCCUAAGAUUCCUUCUUGGAAGCUGAUACGCCCCAAGAAGAAGAAACCAUCCCCUACUGAUGAACCUUCAGAACCUGAAGUGAAGAAACCAGAGCAGUUUGUUGAAAUAACGUCUCCAUUCGUCAACUACAAAGUCAGCUCUGUACCAAUUCCUACAGACACGAAGAGACCUAACUCCUCUCUAUCCCGAGGAGCUGUCUCCAGACCAGACACCUCCCAGAUGGGUGAGAUCUGUGAGGUGGAUGAGAAUGCUCCUGAGAAGACCGAGGAGGAGCUUGCUAAGGAGAAGGAGGCCAAGCAGAAAGCAGAAGAGGAGGCCAAAAAGAAAGAAGUGUUGGCUAAUAGUGUACCAGAUAUACAGAUGGCAGGAGUUGUAUCACCAGGAUUGAUGCCCAACACAUCCCCUAGAGAGAGACAGAAGUCAGCCAGGAAAACAAGUAGUGUCAAGGUUGAGAAGGUCGAUGAUAAGAAAACCAAAGAUGACAAGAAGGAACCAAAACUAGAUGUCCAGAGUCCAGCCCCGAAGAAGUCUGCCAAGAAAUCUCGGGGUACAGGUGAGAAGGAGAAGAUGUUCCCUGGCAAGCUGGAAUCCAAGGGGUCAAUGAAGGAUCUCAAAGGGUCAGGGGUCAAAGAGAAAAGCAAAGAGAGUGAGAAGGAGAAGGGUAGUGGGUCAAAAGAUGGAGGCAGCGGGCUGGGCGGGGCACUCAAACCCCCCGGUACCAGUGAGGGGUACAUGGACCAACCCCCUGAUACCUUCUCCGUUAUGACAGAUGGUGUACCCCGGUCUGCCCUUGGGGAGGGGUCAGUGAUGUUUGUUGAUGGUGAUACUCCAGCGGGGGACAAGGUCGAGGUCAAUCAGGCCGAUAAGAAAGUCUGGAUGGACUUUGAAGACUUCUGCAAAUGCUUCAAGACACUGUAUAUUUUCCACAAGCCAAGUUCUUAUAUGUGCACACACAAAGUAUCUGAUCUAAAGAGUGAGUUACCAGGCGUGGUCGCUCAUCCAUCUAGUGCUCGAGGCGUCAAGGAACCAAACACUACAACAUCUACCAGGAAGAGAACUACUACAAACAUUGAUUUAUUGGCUGACACUAAUGUACAAGCUACUGCUGGAAAGAAGUCUGCUGCCCCCGGUGGUCCAGCCAAUCCCAGUGGUUCAAUGACCUCCCAGACCCCUGCUAGGAUGCCCUUCAGUCCAUCACCACCACAUCAUACUACAACAGAUGAUCGAUCUCCUCAUUACAUGUUCGUUGAUAAUCUGGAGCCUACUGAGAUCAUUGUAAGCUUCUCAUCAUUGUCCAAGUGGUUUGAUCCUGCUGCGGACCUACCCAAGACUUCCCAUAGCUCAACAAGAGGAAAGGAUCAGCUCAAGGAUACAGAAUCCAUUGCUGGAUCAAGCAGUGUGGCUGAUGCAACCAUAACUCCCAAAGACACACCUGUGACACCCACCACACCCGGUCUCCUGGUAGCCGAGCCUUACUCCUGGAAGAGUCUGGUGGUCGGCCAACCCAUCUUGAGGAUUCGCUCCACCUUCACAAAGGCUGCUGCUCUUACCUUGCCUCCUGGGCGGCAUGUCCUACGUUUCAUGAUGACAGCUCCUCUAGGAUACCAUGUCCAUCUCUGUUCCACUGUACCAUUUGUCUAUGGAGAUGAGGAAACUGUGAUGACUCAUCUUACAAAGGAGAGUUGUCGGUUUGUAGAUCAGGCCAUGCAGGUCAUGCAGACCAUAGGUAAUGCCAUCCAGAACUUUGACAACAAGGAACUCUUCAACGCCAACAUGAAGGAACUUGGCCUCCUACACUGUCCUGUACGCAACAAUACCUUGGCUGUCAUACACAACCAUGAGGUGUUCAAAGAUGCCCUUUAUAACACAUUGCGGAGGGCACUCACCGAGAGUCUGACCCCAGAGAUGACCUUUGCUUGGAAGGCAUUCAACUUUGAUGUCCUUACUAAGAACAUUGCUGGGAUACCUGUCAGUCAGAGUCGCCCAGUCCCACCUGUCGAUAGGCCAUCAACUGGUGCAUCACGGAAAUCUGCCAAACUGUUGAGAAAGAAAAAUGCAGAGGAAGUAGAACCACAAGGCGUUGAAGUUCCAGACCAGUGGGUAGACAGGCAACCUACAGAACUAGAAGACGUGGCUGUGACUCUCUUAGCCAGGUACUGGAGAGGGUGCUAUGUACGUAAAGUCAAGGCAGCCAGGAGUCCAGGAACCGUUGCCAAUGUCCAAGCUAAGGAGCAGCUUCAGAAAGCCUGGAGCAUCAUGGAGCCAAACCUGGAGCAACAUGCACUCCAUCUAUUCAGGACAAUGUUCAAGACUGACCCUGAUCUGAUGCCUAACUUUACCUUCUUCCAAGAUGAGUGGAACAAGAUCUCCUAUGUGGACUUCCAAGGAACCUAUCAAGAACAACCUCCACACACUUGGUUUGUGGUCUUCAGGGAUGUGCUGUUUGUCCAAGAGCCUAUGUUGGUGGUUCCUAAGCUGUACUGCUCCAUACCAACCUGUAUGCUGAGGGUUGUUGACAAUGAUACUGGUGAAGAGAUACCAAGGGUCUUCCAGAGAGUGGCUCCUUAUGAAUACAAGAAGAACAGGAGAGGCUACACCUUCCUUGCCGAGGCUCGAACCAGUGACCUACCGCUGUCCAGCGGGAAGUGGAGGAUGCGUCUGAUUGGUUCAUCUAGUCCCCUCCCUCAGCCAAUCAGAGAUGGUAUCAAUAGUAACUUCCUUCUCAAAGAGAUCAGAGAUUAUUACAUCCCUAAUAAGGACAAUAUCAUAAUGAGGUAUGUUGUAAAGCCCCAGGAGGACCAUGUAUCCAGUAUACAGUUCAGUUCAUCCAAACCAGAUGUGUAUGUCAGUCUAGACAUACUAGACAAUGAGGAGUCUGUAGCCAGUACAUCAGGGAAGGGCCAUGCUGUCAUACCGGCUUUCACUUUCCUCAGAGAUAGAGAACCAGGGGAAGAGGAGAAGAGGUCAUCACGCUCAUCUGCCAGAGGAGCUCGAGGCCAUGGCAGUACAGCCAGUAUAGGAUCUGGCAAGAGGAAAACACACUCAGCCAGCAGUCACGAUGGUCGAGGAUCGCGUGCUAGCAGAGCAUCUGGAGAUCUUAAUGAAGAAGAAAUGAAGCCACACAAGUACAUCAUCCAAGCUAAGGUGAUGAGGAAGAGCUGGCCACUGUCUGAAAGCAGCUGGGCCUUCGUACAGGUCUUAAAAGAACUAGAGAAGAACGAGCUGAAAGUGGAACAAAACCAUUCCUUUCACCCCACGGCCAUCUUCCUCGAGUACAAAAUUCCGGAAGAUUACGAUGAAGACAAAAUGGAAUCUCCGUCGCGACUGAGAAGAGCAAGAAAAAAGGACAGAGUGGAGAGUACAUCGUCAGACGCAAAAGGGGAUAGAGAAGAUUCGCAGGAGAGAAGAAAAGCCAACAAAGAGCGCCCCCUAUCCCCUGGUAAGGGUGAUGCCAAGGCAGCAGCUAAGGAUCGUGGUAAGAAGGGCAAGGACAAGGGUAAAGACAAGGACAAAGAUAAGGACAAAGGCAACGCAUCUAGACCAUCCUCACAACAGUUUGAUAGUACCAAGCCUAACUGGACUCUAAGAGUGGUCCUGGACCAGACACCAACGGAGGAGGUGGAGAUCCGUCGUGAUACGGAACGUCAGGACGAGAUCCGUGCAAUGAAGCAGGCAUGGGAAGCAGCUGAUCCUGGUCGGGCUGCCAAGGCACAAGCAGCAAGGGAGAAGUUCCUCAAAGAACAUCUAAUCAAGCUAGAACCAGAAGAAGACCCGACAGCAGCGCAACCAGAACAAACAGAGGCUGCAGAAGCAGCAGAAGGUACAUCAGUUGGUCCACCGCAGACUCCAGCCUCUGAGAUGGAACCUCCAAUUAAUGAUACUAUACUUACCAAUGAGCCACCGCCUCCACCACCACCCAAGGAAAUCCUCAAGACCAUGGACUAUACACCUUACAUCAGACCUGCAGACUUCACAGGUGAACCCAGGCUGAAGGAUGAAGAGGAGGUCCAGAGACAGUUUGAGGUAAAGCAGAGAGAGAUCAAGGAAUAUACCCUCUUCAGAGAGGCUGUACUGGAUGAGAGAGAGCAGGAUAGAAAGAGAAGAAACCUCACCAAAGAGAAACAGCUCAAGAAGUGUAUAGAACUACAGACUAGUCUUGAUGAGAGGAGAGAAGAGAUCAAUAAACCAAGGGAAGCCUUCAGGCAGAAGUUCCUAGAGGCUGAGAAGAAACGCCUUGAGGAGAUCGCUGCAGCGGAGGCAGCGCUGAAGGCAGAACAGGCCAGGAGAUCACCAUCACCCAAGGGCAAGAAGAGCCCUAAAGGAAAGAAGAGUCCUGGAAAGAAAAGUGCUAAGGGAAAGAAGAAAUAAAGUGUUUGGAGAGUAAGGGUUGUCGCUUGUCUAUUGAAGUGGUUUCUGAUCAGUACAUUCCUUGGCUAUCAACUUUGUCUACUAGAAGAUGGUUGAAUUCUCAAAUUGUGUAACGCCAUCAUGGAUAAACCCACUCUGGUCGUAUCAAUUUGGUCUAAUUUUGACUUUGACUACUUACCAUGUUGCUCUUAAUUAAAUGAAAAUGCAGUUCACAAACAGUUCUUCUAAUCAUAUAGACUAAGUGGCGUUAGAUAAAAAUAGAUAUUAAUCCAGAUGGAUAAAGGCCUCAUUGGAAAUCAGACAAGAUAAUAAAUGAGUUAAAUGGCAAUAGACCACAUGGUUAGGUAAUUAAUUUGGUUGUAGAUGAAUUAGGAUUGGGUGUCCACCAAGUGGCAAGUUAUCCACUUUUCUUCAUCAAAUUGAAGGAUUUGUAAACGUGUGUCUGCCUACCAGAUUGAAAGCAAAUCGUAUUAACUAGAACUAAACACUGAAGAAACGGGUCUGAAUAGACUGAGUGAGAGAAGGAAUGGAAACUCUCUUUAUGAGUUGAUGGAUCGUAGAUGUUGAAAGGGUACUUAAUGGUUUAGGUACAUUUUUGUUUGCAGCAUGAGAGGAAAUCUUGUAAACCUGAUUCUUGUGAAUCCCUCAGAUAAAUUGACUUUGUUACAAACUCAGGACAGAAGGUAAAGAAGAAAUUAAUGGGGGGGGGGGGUCAAAAAGGAAAGGUUAACAUUCACUACCUGUCUGGAUCCCAUUGCAUUGGGACUUUUGUUAAAUUAGCAAUAAGUCUAUCAUUAAUGGUAGGUGCCAUAGUAGAAUUGCUCCAUAGCUAAUCAAAAUCAAUAUUUUCCUCUAAGUAACAAUUGAUGGCAAUGCUAAAAUUUCUGACGUUUGUUUGUUUGCUUGAUUUGGCAGCAUAGGCCUAGAAUUUCUUUUCUUUAAUUCAACAGCAAUAUCUCUUGGAGAAAAAUUGAAACUUUUCCCUGUUUAAUUUUUUUUUUUUUGAGAAUUCUGACCAAUCUGGUUUAAGUGAAGGUUAUGGGUUUGGAUAAAGAAAUCAAAUGAAGUGAGCAGAUGUUCCCAUGCAUAUUACAUUAAGAAAAUGUCAUGAGUCACUAAGUGCUGAAUUAGGCAGAUUUCAAGUAACUGAUAAAUUCAAAUACAUACUUUGUCAUUUAAUUUUCAUCAUGAAUCUUUAUGCAUCAAUUCUCUUCUUUGAUUAAAGUCCACAGUAAGCUAGGAAAUUGAAGGGAUUUUGGAAAGAUGAUAGGUGGAUCCAAAAGUUAAAGAAUCCACUUUUAUGAUUAAGUUAUAUACUAUGAGCAACUUAUGCCUUGUAUGCACUCCGUCCAGUAAUUGGUGCCUUUAUUAACGUACAUUCCUUAAAUACUUUUGACUAUUCAUCUGGUAAUUGAAUAUUUUAUUUCUGCCUUGGUAAUGAUGAUGAU
Lytechinus pictus (painted urchin) is the source of this 9597-nucleotide messenger RNA. Its product is annotated as androglobin-like. The coding region runs from base 2027 to 8149 and encodes 2040 amino acids. The record is from RefSeq and is a predicted model, not a curated record. Gene Ontology annotation, molecular function: calcium-dependent cysteine-type endopeptidase activity; heme binding; oxygen binding. Lineage: Eukaryota; Metazoa; Echinodermata; Echinoidea; Temnopleuroida; Toxopneustidae. The transcript has 46 exons. Gene Ontology annotation, biological process: proteolysis.